Messenger RNA from Oncorhynchus keta (chum salmon), 2356 nucleotides. RefSeq names its product glucocorticoid modulatory element-binding protein 1-like. The record is from RefSeq and is a predicted model, not a curated record. Gene Ontology annotation, biological process: positive regulation of transcription by RNA polymerase II. Gene Ontology annotation, molecular function: RNA polymerase II cis-regulatory region sequence-specific DNA binding; DNA-binding transcription activator activity, RNA polymerase II-specific. Gene Ontology annotation, cellular component: nucleus. The transcript is spliced from 10 exons. Bases 130 to 1731 code for a protein of 533 amino acids. Lineage: Eukaryota; Metazoa; Chordata; Actinopteri; Salmoniformes; Salmonidae.
GCUUCUCACAGGCAAAUACUGCCUUCGUUGCAGGAAGUGUAGCGAAGCAGCAGUACAGCGCAUGUUCUGAGAACUCUCUGCAAGCAAAUGAUGAAUUCUCUGCAGUGAAACGCAGUCCAGGGAGUGGUCAUGGCGAGUGCUGAGAUCACAGUGUCCUCAAGAAACAUAGUGAUGGUGAAGGAAGAGGAGGAGGAAGGGGAGCACUGUGAGAGCCGCAAGACUCAGGUCAUCCUCCAUCUGCAGCCCAUCAUACAGGGGGCAAAGGAGGACGCUGACACUGGCUCUACUGUUCUCGCCAUAGAGACGCAUCAUGAAGACAAUCUUGCGGAGGGUGAGGAGGUUGAGUAUGGAUACCCCAUCACCUGUGGCGAGAGCAAAGCUGUCCUCCUGUUUAAGAAGUUUGUCUGUCCUGGCAUCAACAUCAGAUGUGUCAAGUUCAAUGACCAGCUGAUCAGCCCCAAGCAGUUUGUUCACGUGGCAGGGAAAGCCACUCUGAAGGACUGGAAGAGGGCCAUCCGACUGGGAGGGGUGAUGCUCAGGAAAAUGAUGGACUCAGGUCAGAUUGACUUCUACCAGCAUGACACAGUGUGCACCAACACCUGCCGCAGCACCAAGUUUGACGUGUUGAUCAACAGCACCCGCUUCCUUCCGGGCAGAGCCAUGCAGCCCCCCCCUUCUCCUCUGCCAAUAGAUGGAGGCCAUGCUGCAGUGUCAGAUGACAGGAUAGAGGAGAAGGCCUACACUACAGUGGAGUGGAGCCCUGGGCCAGCUCCUCCCAUCACCAGCACAGCCAAUGGACAUGUCAAGAGGAAAAGGGGUGACAUCAUCCCUGAUGGCAGUCUAAGCUUUUGGAGAGGCAUAGCAGACGUUGGCCUGAUGGGGGAGGUGUUAUCCAGUUUCCGCACAGAACUAGUGGCCAUGUUGAGAGGAGUGGAAGUCCGCAGUGAGAAGGCCAUUUUGCAAGAAGCCGAUGCUGUUGUGCUGAACUCCCUUUCUGAGAUGUUUGGGUUGCUGGACUCAGUGAGGAGGGUUCUGGACCUGAGACGCAGUGAGACUGGUGACAACCAGCAGCAGGUCCACAAUGCUCUUAAUGUACUGGAGGACCAGUUGGAGGACCAGAGGAAGCUGAGGCAGGAUGAGCCCCCACCCAGCCCUGGUCACCUCUACAUGGGCAGCUUCUCCAAGGACACCCCCUCAAAGUGCCCGCGGCUGCAUCCCUCUAGCUCUUCCACCAUCCAGCCUCAGUACCAGACCACACAAUCGUCCAUCGUCUUAUCUCCCAUUACCACAUCCUCAGUGGGUCAGCCUCUCAAUGUGGCCGGCUUGCCUGUGGCCACACUGGCCCAACUCCCCACUGGCUCCCAGCUCUUCACCCACUACACCACUGGCAACACCUCUGCAGAAAAGAGAGGCAGCGCCAUGUCUGUGGCUCUCCAUGCAGCCUCCAGGGUGACUGUGCUCAACACAACCACAGAGUCAUGGGUGGGGACCCCUCUACAGGCGCUUCAUCUAACCCAGAAGAAGGAGCAGGACUCUGGGGACAAGGAGAGCCAGAGACUGGGGGAGGAGAGGAUAGUACUUGUGCAGCAGGGGGUACUACUGGACACUCCAGGGAUUCAGACACACUUUGAUGGGAACAGUGGGGGCUCAAUCAGAGAUGGAGGAAGAGGGGGAGGAGCAGGAGCAGGGGAGGGACAGGAGAGUGAAGGUACAGAAGGAAGGGUUGCAUAAUGUAGAGUAUAAUGUCUUUGGCAGGAAGAGGGCAUUAAAAGAACGUAAAACCAAGUGAGAGAAGAGAGAACCGUAAGGAAUACAGUUGAAAGUGAAUAGAGUGAGUGAGUGAGUGAGUGAGUGAGUGAGUGAGUGAGUGAGUGAGUGAGUGAGUGAGUGAGUGAGUGAGUGAGUGAGUGAGUGAGUGAGUGAGUGAGUGUGUGUGACAGUGUGUCUGUGUGGAAGAGAGCAAGAAGGUGAACUUCGCCAUGUCAUGUCAUGUGUAGUUCCACACAGAUUUUAGGCUAUAUGUGUUUUAGGCUAUAUGUGUAACAUCAUUUUAACGUACAGUACUUUUUCACAUGGUGUUUAUUACUGCAGGGCCCAUAGUACUUUAAUUACCCAUGGUCUUCAUCAUCAAAUAUAUUGAUAUACUUAAUGAUAGGGGAGAGUGGGCUAAGUUGAGCCAUUUCUCCGUCAAGGGAAAUAUUGUAUUCUUUCUAACAAAGAUGUCUACAUUUAUUUCAGGAUGUUGUGUAUCCCUGAAAAUAAUCAGAAUUAUGUAUAUAUUACAGUUUUACGGGACAAGGUAAGUUAAGCCGCCUAUUUCUGUACUGAAUUAAAUAUUACCACUACUGUUUUAAAA